AUGUAUGGCGGCACCCCCAUCACUGCCGACCGAUUGAUGAAGCCUUUCAAAUGCCCUGGAUCCGCAACACCCACAAGAGCCUCCGAGAAGCCAGCACGCAAGCGAAGAAAGGUCAACUACUCUGGUGCCGAUGGCGAAGCAGAUGAUGCCGACAAGCCAUACAGUAACGAAGACCGACUCGCCCUCGCUACUCGAGAUGUCAAUCGCUUUCCUGUGUUCAAGCCCAAGGACAAAGAUCAGUCUAUGCGUCAACGCUUCACGAUACCAUUUCUCAACAAGGAUUCUGGAGCAUACAAUGCCUCUCGCCCCCCACCUCUUCUAGGACUGCGACAGGGUGCAGUCUUCGUUGCCAAGCCACUCCAUGAUCCUAGUGGAGAGUUUGCCAUCGUUCUUUACGACCCUACUGUUGACGACAAGCCUGCGAAACAAAUAGAAGAAGCAUCCGAGGAAAAGCCAGAAGAGCCAAAGGAAAAGGUGGACGAACCGAUCAUGCACAAGAGCUUAGCAGAUAUCUUAGGAUUGAAGAAGAAGGUUGUCGAGGAGCGUCCUCGAGUACCUGUUGUCAUUGAUCCCAGAUUGGCGAAAGUGUUGCGCCCACAUCAAAUUGAGGGUGUCAAGUUCCUGUAUCGUGCCACAACUGGACUUAUAGACGAGAAGGCUCAAGGAUGCAUCAUGGCAGAUGAGAUGGGUCUCGGCAAAACGUUACAAUGUAUCGCCCUGAUGUGGACUCUUCUCAAGCAAUCACCAGAUGCCGGCAAAUCGUCCAUCAAUAAGGCAAUCAUCGUUUGCCCUUCGAGUUUGGUUCGCAAUUGGGCUAACGAAUUGGUUAAAUGGCUGGGCAAGGAUGCCAUCAACCCAUUCGCUAUCGACGGCAAGGCCACCAAGGAAGAGCUUAUUCAGCAAAUUCGCCAGUGGUCAAUUGCGUCAGGUCGCGCCAUCAUUCGUCCUGUUAUUAUUGUGUCUUACGAUACGCUCAGACUUUACGUUGACGAGUUCAAAGACACGCCAAUCGGCCUUCUGCUCUGUGACGAAGGUCACAAGCUGAAAAACGCUGACAGUCAGACUUUCCAGGCUUUGGAUAGUCUCAAUGUGCAGAAGCGAGUCAUUUUGUCUGGUACACCGAUUCAGAACGAUCUUUCGGAAUACUUCUCGCUACUCAAUUUUGCCAAUCCCAACUACCUUGGUACAAGAAUGGAGUUCCGCAAGAAGUUCGAGCUUCCUAUCCUGCGUGGUCGCGAUGCAGGUGGUUCCGAUGCCGACCGUCAAAAGGGUGAUGAGCGACUGAGUGAACUCUUGGCCCUGGUCAAUAAAUUCAUCAUCCGUCGCACCAACGAUAUCUUGAGCAAGUACUUGCCUGUCAAGUACGAGCAUGUUGUCUUCUGCAACAUGGCACCUUUCCAGAAGGAUCUGUACAACCAUUUCCUUCAGUCUCCUGACAUCAAGAGUCUACUGAAGGGCAAAGGCAGUCAGCCUCUCAAGGCCAUUGGCUUGCUCAAGAAACUCUGCAACCACCCUGAUCUACUGAACCUUCCAGAAGAUUUGCCUGGUUGUGAAAGCACGUUCCCUCCAGACUUCGUUCCAAAGGAUGCUCGUGGCCGUGACAGAGAUGUCAAGUCAUGGUACUCAGGCAAGAUGCAAGUGCUCGAUCGCAUGCUUGCUCGCAUCAGACACGAGACAAAUGACAAAAUUGUCUUGAUUUCGAACUAUACACAGACUCUCGACAUCUUCGAGAAGCUUUGUCGUGCCAGAAAUUAUGGCAGUCUUAGACUCGACGGUACCAUGACUGUCAACAAGCGUGCCAAGCUGGUUGACAAAUUCAACGACCCCGAAGGUAACGAAUUCGUCUUCCUGUUGUCUUCAAAGGCAGGUGGAUGUGGUCUCAACUUGAUUGGCGCCAACCGUCUAGUGUUGUUCGACCCCGACUGGAACCCGGCAGCAGAUCAACAGGCGCUUGCGCGUGUCUGGCGUGACGGCCAGAAAAAGGACUGCUUUGUAUACCGCUUCAUCGCAACCGGAACGAUCGAGGAGAAGAUCUUCCAGAGACAAUCACACAAGCAGUCAUUGUCAUCUUGUGUGGUGGAUUCAGCAGAAGAUGUUGAACGUCAUUUCUCGCUGGAAAGCCUCCGUGAGCUUUUCCAGUAUCGUCCCGAUACUGCAAGUGAUACGCACGACACGUUCAAGUGUAAGCGUUGCAAGGAGGGUAAGCAAUUCAUCAAAGCACCCGCAAUGCUCUAUGGUGAUACCAGCACAUGGAACCACUUCAACAACGAUGGUGAGGCGGGAGCGAUGGGCAGAAUCCAAGAUUUGCUGCUCAGACAGGAGUGUUCGGAGGACAUAGUCAGUGCUGUGUUCCAGUACAUCAGCCAUUAG
This is a messenger RNA of Aureobasidium melanogenum CBS 110374, 2370 nucleotides long. RefSeq names its product DNA repair protein, SNF2 family. The record is from RefSeq and is a predicted model, not a curated record. Gene Ontology annotation, biological process: double-strand break repair via synthesis-dependent strand annealing; reciprocal meiotic recombination. Gene Ontology annotation, cellular component: nucleus. NCBI's taxonomy places the organism in Eukaryota, Fungi, Ascomycota, Dothideomycetes, Dothideales, Saccotheciaceae. The transcript is spliced from 2 exons. Bases 1 to 2370 code for a protein of 789 amino acids. Gene Ontology annotation, molecular function: ATP binding; DNA translocase activity; ATP-dependent chromatin remodeler activity.